Diorhabda sublineata is the source of this 752-nucleotide messenger RNA. RefSeq lists its product as uncharacterized. Lineage: Eukaryota; Metazoa; Arthropoda; Insecta; Coleoptera; Chrysomelidae. The transcript is spliced from 4 exons. The coding region runs from base 144 to 734 and encodes 196 amino acids. The record is from RefSeq and is a predicted model, not a curated record.
UGAACAAAAAAAUAUCUAAACUAUGUUUAUAGUCGAAGAAAUUGCGUAUAAAUAGAUAAUUUUUUUUUCAUUCGAAAGUGAAAUCGGUAAUUGACACACCAACGAACAUAUUUUUUGUUUCACUUUUAGCGAGACUGCGGAAUAUGAAAGUGACAGUGUUUUCAAGUGUGUUACUAUGUUGUCUAUUAGGUUGCGACACUUUGAUUGUCCCAGAUGAGAUACCAUCUUUACUAUCAGUUGUUUACUCAAAUAUUCCAACUGUAAAAAAAGGUACCGAUUCUAGGAUAGGUUGGGGAUUCAAACUAGGUAACAGAGCCGAUUUUCAAGUACUGGUAGAAUUAGGACCGCAGACUUACACUCAACCAAUUCAAAAUCAAAACCCUAAGGAAAAUACCAACAAAAGGAACACUUUAGAAACUUUGGCUGACACCUUGUAUGCCCAAAACAAUGAAUUGAAGAGGUUGAAAGCUCAAAUUCAAAACGAAGAAGCUUCAAUACCCGUGAAGAAUGAAGAGAAUAAGUCUAUUGAUAACAUCACUGGUUCCGAAGCUGCUGAUUGGCUGAAACGUUGGAGUGCAUCGGCCGAAAAAACAUCUGAUUACGUCUCUGUUGGAGUAAAACCUGGUUUAGGUAUUGGGGAAAUUGAUGCGAAAUCUGUUAUUCCAGAAGAUGAGGACGAUAAACUAAGGAACAAUGCAACAGAAAUGCAAAACAAACAUUCAACGCAAAAAUGAAAAAACACGUCAAAUGAA